Molecule: messenger RNA, 642 nt
Organism: Zalophus californianus (California sea lion)
Lineage: Eukaryota; Metazoa; Chordata; Mammalia; Carnivora; Otariidae
Product: UBX domain-containing protein 2A-like
Exons: 1
Coding region: 13-642 (209 amino acids)
Biological process (GO): autophagosome assembly; Golgi organization; nuclear membrane reassembly
Cellular component (GO): nucleus; cytosol
Molecular function (GO): ubiquitin binding
Source: RefSeq, a predicted model, not a curated record
UAAGACAAAAGAAUGAAAGAAGUAGAUAAUCUCGAAAGUAUAAAAGAAGAAUGGGUUUGUGAAACAGGAUCUGACAACCAACCUCUUAGUGAUGAUCAACAAAGAAAUUGUGAAUAUUUUGUUGACAGCCUUUUUGAGGAAGCUGAGAAGGUUGGUGCCAAAUGCAUGUCUCAGAAGAAACAGGUCGAUGUAAGUAUAAAAUUAUGGAAAAAUGGAUUCACAGUCAAUGAUGAUUUCAGAAGUUACUCUGAUGGUGCAAGUCAGCAGUUUCUGAACUCCAUCAAAAAAGGUACCACACCAAAAAUUGUUUCUAAGGCAAAGAGUACUGAAGUUGAGAAUAAAAAUAAUUUGUCUGUUGUUCAACUAAACAAUCUGGAACCCAUCACUAAUGUACAGAUCUGGUUAGCCAAUGGAAAAAGGAUUGUCCAGAAAUUUAACAUUUCUCAUAGGAUAAGCCACAUCAAAGACUUCAUCGAAAAAUACCAAGGAUCUCAAAGAAGUCCUCCCUUUUCCCUGGCCACAGCUCUUCCUUUCCUCAAAUUGCUAGAAGAAACACUCACAUUGGAAGAAGCAAAUUUACAGAAUGCUGUAGUCAUUCAGAGACUCCAAAAAACCGCUGAACCUUUUAGAGAACUUUCAUAA